GUGUCGAAAUUUAUACCAGAAUUUUGAUAAACGUCAUUUUAAUUUUUAGUUGUCAUCGUAGAUUUUUUUGAGGUUGAUGCUUAAAACCCAAAUUUUUUGAUUGAAAAAUUAUUGUUAGUGAUUGUAAAUAAUCCAAUCAUAAUUUUACGCGUAUCAUAACAGAAGAAAUGCAUUUUAUUUAAUCUUUUCUUUACAAAAGUAAUGUUAGUAUUUUAUUGACCUUUCGUGCUAAAAUUCAACUGUAAUAUGGCAAAUGUUGAAAUUGCAAAUCUCUUAGCUAGAAAUAGGAUACCUGAUAGUGACGUUAGUUUUAUAUUUUUCAUAUUUUAUCUCCCUUUGGGGUUAGUUUUAAUAGUAUUACGAUGUUGUUUACUACUUUUCUUAUUUCUCAUUUGUCAAUUUUUGCCUGAUACACCGAGGAUUCAAAAGUUUGUCAAUAAACUGGCCUGUUUAGGUUUAGGAAUAUCAGUUCAUGUUGAAAAUCUUAAAGUUAAAGAAAAGGUUCAUGUAUAUAUUAGUAAUAGCGUAUCAGUUUUUGACCAAGUAGCUGUUUGUAAAGCUACAGGUGCCGUAUCGCCUAGUUGUAGAACGACCGUAGAAAGGGUGUUAGGGUUUAGUACUUACUGCUUCGGAUCUAUCGUAAACGUAGAUAACUUUAAGAAUAACCUAAAACAAUUUAUGGAAGAGAGGACCCCCGUUUAUUUCGCCCCCGAAGACAAAGUAACCAACGGAAAAGCGCUUCUCAAAUUCAAAACAUACCCCUUCGAAUUUACCAACAAAGUUCAACCUAUUUGUAUUACAGUCGACCGUCCCUUUUUGGAUAUCUCGGUAACCGUAAUGGGUUCAUCUUAUUUCAGUGAUUUAGUUUAUUAUCUGUUUUCCCCCGUAACUAAUUACAGACUCACGUUUCUUGAACCAUCGGAUAGGAAAACUAUGAGCGAUCAAGAAUUCGCGGAAAACGUACGUCGAAAUAUGGCAACGGCGCUGAAGGUACAAACGACUAAUUAUACUUCGAACGAUGUAACUGAAUGGGAAAAACGUGCUAAUUUUGCCCCCCCGAGACCCCAAACUCGUACCAGAUCAUUAAAUACCCCGGAACUUACCAGAAUGGGGAAACAAGUCAAAGAAGUCCUACCGCACGUACCGCUAAACGCAAUUUACACUGAUUUGUAUAUAACGAGGAAUGUAGAUAGUACGAUCACAAAUAUUCUCGAGGGUCGAGUUCAGUUUACCCCUGAACAAUCCUCUUCGUCUAAUAACCAACCUUCGACUUCCGGUUCUUCGAAUUGCUCUUCGUUUAGCACGGCGGCUUCUUCUUUUCCGAAAUCCGCUUCGGAACGUACCAAAUCGUUCCAGGAACGCAAAGAACAAUUGAUAGCCACCGCCAGGAGGCGGUACAUCGAAAAACAUAACCUCGAUAUACCAAUUUAGGGAAAAUGUUUCGAUAUCGAAACGAUUUUUUUGGAUUCUAGUAUACGCGGUGUCCUAAAAUAUGGUUUUAACCGAAACAUAGGUAAAUGUCACGUUUUUGUAUAAUUUCUUUUGUUUAGGAAACAUUUGGUUAUUUAUAAUCGAGUUGUGCGAGGGAUGUUUCAAUAGUAUCGGUUGUUUUAAAAUUAAAUAAUGAAUUAUUUCAAUAGUUCAUCGCAUUAUAAACAAUUUCUUAUCUCUGGAUAUAGAUGCCGAUUGUGUAUUGUAUAAAAAACUUUUAUUGCAGCUUGAACUUAAUUAUUAGCGAGAUUUUGAAUUGCAUCGGUGGGUUUUCCAUUUUCAAGCCAGGGAAAUGUUGUUAAACUAAGUCAAAAUGUUCGUUGCUUUUCGAACGCCUGUCGUAGAAUAUAAAAAAAUUGAAAUAAUAGUUUUACAGGGUUAUACGAAAAACAAUCGUUCGUUUAUGUGUACAAUAAAAAAUUUAUAUAUUUGUUGUUGUUUGGAAAAAUAUAUUACUUUUUGAAAUAAAAAAUUAAAAAAAAAAUAGUUUCACUAGAAAAAUCACAGGUUUAUUGUAUCAAUGUCAAAAUCAUGUUUUUCUCAUUUAAUAAUCUUUCUUCUACUAAUACGGAGGCUGUAAGAUGAUUAAAAACUUCCUUUCAAGGAUAUUAUGGAAAAAGGGAUCCACUUUUGGAGUUUUUUCCUGAUAUUUGUUUUGAUUUUUGGAUUUUUGUCAAAAAAAAACUCUUAUUACAGCUUGAACUUCAUAAUUUUCAAUUGCAGCAGUUCGUUUUCCAUUUUUAAGGAAGGGAAAUACUGUAGGAAGUCUAAUACACUGAAACAUUUUUGAACUUCCCUCGUAGAAUGUAUGAAAAUUAGAAUAAUAGAUUUACAGGGUUAUACGAAAAGUAAUUGUUCGUUUAAUUGUACAAUAAAAAAAUUAUACAAAUUAUAUGUAUGUCUACGAGGGUUGUUUGGAAAAUAUUCAACUUUUUUUUUUUAAUUAAAAACAAGAGAAAAAUGUUUUUACUAGAAAAAUCGGUCACUAUUUCUUAGUUAUCAAUGUAAAAAUCAAGUUUCUAUCAUUUUUUUAAUAUUUCGUCGAUUUAUACGGGGGCUAUAAGAUGAAUACAAACUUUUCGUUCAACAGUUGCUAAAUAUUUUGAAAAAACGAAACUUUAUCAUCAAAUAUGUUCUAAUUAGUAACCUUUUAACCGUUCACUUUCUAUAAUUUGAUAAAAUUUUCUUUAGCAAUUCUAAUUUCGACAGACAAACAUAUAAAAACAUGUAUUACAUUCAGAAGAAUUAUAAAUUUCCAUUAGUAAAGUUACUUUGAACACUCCCCUGUAUACGAAGUAUGAUAAGCAAGAUACUUAUAGAUCGAGGAUGUCAAAAAGGCGGCGCUAAUUCCUCCCAAUGUUACUUCAGACCCAAACGUCUCUUACUCUCAAUACGACCCUCGUAGAAACGCUUCGAUAUCAGUUUACGCAGUCUCAAUUACAUGUGGUAAUCGUUAGGCACCAAAUAGGAAACACAAAAAUUUGUAAUUAAAUUUUAUUCCUUUUUUUUCUGUACGACCUUCGUAUAAUGUAAAAAGUAAGUAAAAGUAACCCUCGUAAAAUGUAUCAAAUCUUCAAGAUGGCGGCGUUAAACCCGCCUUAAGUUCGUCAGCAUUGUUAUUUUCGAAUUAACCCUCGUAAAAUGUUUGAAGUCGUAAAACAACAAAUCUACUGUUUUAGGACACCCUGUAUAUUUUUUUAUUGUGGAAAUUUUUGAAAUUCGAAUUAUUUAUAAUCAACCAUUUUCAAAUUAAUUAAAUGAUCGUUAUUA
Messenger RNA from Diorhabda carinulata, 3261 nucleotides. Its product is annotated as lipid droplet-regulating VLDL assembly factor AUP1-like. The coding region runs from base 247 to 1431 and encodes 394 amino acids. The record is from RefSeq and is a predicted model, not a curated record. Gene Ontology annotation, cellular component: membrane. NCBI's taxonomy places the organism in Eukaryota, Metazoa, Arthropoda, Insecta, Coleoptera, Chrysomelidae. The transcript has 6 exons. Gene Ontology annotation, molecular function: ubiquitin binding.